ACAAUAACCAUCAACGUUUUGGCCUUCUAAAUUAUUUUAAUUGGAAAGACCUUCCAGCACAAUGGCUAUUUCAGGGAUUAGUUGAUUUAAGAGCUGAAUUGGUAAAAUAAAUAAAUUUAUUAAAAAGUUUUUUAAAGGAAAAAAGAGCAACAAAUAAUGAAUUUAAAAAUAAAAAAAUUACAAAAGAAAUUGAGGAAAUAGGGAAUAAAUAUCAAAAAACAAUUAUUUAUUUAACUAAUUUAACUAAUGAUUUGUGUGAUUAUUAUCCUUCUUUGGCUGCUGAUGGAAAUGUGAAAUAUUUUGUUAGGACUCCAAAAAAUUUCUUUAUUUUAUUUUUUAUUUAAAAUUUAAUUAUCAUCAAUAUCUCAAAGUAAUCAAAGAAUUUCCCUUUAAUCAUUGAAAUUACUAGGGCCAAAAAUAAUAUUAAAAAUUCCAAAAACCUCUCAAUUUUUUAGAUGGAAUUUGUUCUCGAUAAAUUAUUAAAAGAAAUUGAGGAAAUAACAAAUAAAAAAAUAAUUGGAGGUUCUUGGCAAAGGGCAAUUAAAAAAUAUAAAUGUGGAGAGUUUGAAAGAACGGAUGAUUUAAUUGGAGAAGAAAAUAUUUUAAAUGAAUUUUUUGAUCAGAUUGAUUUGGAUAAUUUUAGAAGGACAAUUAAUUUAUUAAACAAAGAUCUUGCCAAACAUCGUCAACGAAUUGCUUUAAAAAUUGUUAAAUAUUUGAAGGAAAAUCCAGGAAAGAAAUUAUUCGUUGUUGUUAGUGCUGGCCAUUUGGUUGGAGAUGACAGUUUAAUUAAAAUUUUGGCCGAACAAGGAUUUAAUUUAAAGCAAUAUUCUCCUUCAGAAAACCCCUCAGAAUUUAUUCAAAACCCUCCAAAAUUUACCAAAAAAGAAGAAGAAAAUAAUGAAAUUCUUCUUCAAACAACGACAAAUAAAAUUCCAAAUAUAGUCUUUGCCGCUGCUUUACAAGGAAAUCCUCCUUCUUUUUAUGAAAAUAGAAGUAUUAGAGAAGAAAAAAAUAGAGAAAAUGAGGAAAAUAAAAAUUUAGAUGAAAAUAAAUUAAUUGAAUUAAAUAAUGGAGAGGAUGGGGAUUUGGUGUUAGCAACUACAAAAAUAAUUCCUUUAAUUAAAAAUAAUAUGUCAGAAGAAAAUAAAAAUAAUAAUUUUAGUACUUUUAUUUCUUCUAAUCUUCACAGCAAAAAAUCUUAUUUUUGGAUUUAUUUUACUUCAAUUUUGUCAAUAAUUUUAAUAAUCCUUAUUCUUUGUUUGUAUAUUUAUAAUAAACAUUCUGGUUAUCUUAAACCGCCACAUCUUCCAUUUAUUAAUGACAAAACUAAUUGUUGUCAACAGCAAAGUAGUAAUAUUUCUGUUGCUAAAGGAUUGCCUGAACUUAAAAAUAAUUCCCAACAGCAACAAAUAUGGUCCACUACUCCUACCAAAAAACCAACAAUAUCUUCUCCACAAUAUUCACAACAACAACAACAAAAUAUAUUUCCUUUAAAUACAUCCCCACCAAAAUCAGCAACAUCCUUUUCUGAAGCAUCAAACGCAACCGGGGAAACUUCUUUUAAUAUUUGUGAAAAUGAGGGGGGAGGAAAUAUUAAAAAUGAGGAGGAGGAAAUUAAAAAUAAUGCUUCUUUCGAAAAUAAAAAUGAGAAUUCUUCUCCUUUGAAUCCAACUAUAACAGCAACACCUUUAGUUGAUGGACAAUAUCGUUCUACUAGCUCUCUUGCUUUGUCUCAUACUCCAAAAACACAACUUAAUCAAUCACGGAUGGAGAUUAAUGAUAAAAAUCAGCAAAUUCCUCAAGAACCAUUAAAAUCCCCUCCUUUUCCCCCUCCACUCCCUUCACAACAACAACAUUCAACUCUCCCAACAAUUCCAGAGUCAAAAAGAUUAGCCCCUCCACCUCCAACCGAUUCAGUUAUUAAACAUAAAAAGUUGGCUUCUUUGGACGAAAAUGAUGAAAAAAUUGUUGAAAAUUUGGAUUUCAAUUCUCCAACAAAUUAUUUUAAUAAUUCAAAAAUAAAUGAAGAAUUAUUACCUUCAGAGAAUCAACAACAAAUUUAUAAUAAUUUAAAUAAAAACGAGUAUAAUGGAAGUAAUUUCAAUUAUCCACCUUUAAUUAAUAAUAAAGAAAUACAGCAAUCAGAAAUAUAUUUACCUGAAGAGGAUAAUCAAAAUAGCCAACAAUCUUCUUCUUCAAAUUCUUUCCCUUUCACAGAAGUAAUUAAUAAUUUAAAUGAAGAAGUUUUGAAAAAUGACGAGAAAUAA
Meloidogyne enterolobii is the source of this 2270-nucleotide messenger RNA. NCBI's taxonomy places the organism in Eukaryota, Metazoa, Nematoda, Chromadorea, Rhabditida, Meloidogynidae. The record is from the annotation of a GenBank genome assembly.